AUGAUGAACAACGGCACAGAGAGCAUAGAGCAACCGCCGUUCUAUAUUCUCGUCUCGCAUUCCGCUCAUGCGACGACCUCAUCAGCACCAACGACAACUCUUUCCCAUCCCAUCAUCGAGUACCACUAUGCAAACGAAGGCUCGCCGCACGAUCUUCUUCCUCGUACCCCUGGAGAACAGGUCUUGAUCCUGGACUACGAGCCUUCUCAGAUCGCAAAUAUAUUUUCCAGAAGUGUUGCAGGAAACACUGCUGUUACGGGCGUAAAAGUCACAGACGCACCAGGGGCUGGAGGAGCUGAUGUAGUAGACCCAUCCAGAAACAAUAAGAUGUACAUCAUCGAAACCAUGGCAUUACAGGAAGACAAGUCUGCAGCAGAUGCCAUGAGUCCACAAACAGCUCUCGCUCGAUUUAAGCAGAGGAACGCAGUGAUCCGCCAAGUGCUUGACUACGGUGAACCGGGCGUGCAGCUUCCGGGGUCGUCCACCGCAGGAGUGGUUCCUGGGUUUAAUGGGACAGACUGGCCACUCAGACAGUCAAAUUCUGCUUCUUGA
Molecule: messenger RNA, 552 nt
Organism: Stereum hirsutum FP-91666 SS1
Lineage: Eukaryota; Fungi; Basidiomycota; Agaricomycetes; Russulales; Stereaceae
Exons: 3
Coding region: 1-552 (183 amino acids)
Source: RefSeq, a predicted model, not a curated record